GGGCUACGGCAGGAACAUGCAUGAUUGGGCGCAUAUCCAUACAUUAGAAAGCUUUAUGGAUUUAGUUGAGGCUCGUUGGCACAACCCUCAGCAGGCACAGAUUGCCACUGAUGGGCUCUUAAAGCUUGAUACUAGAAAGUACAAGUCUGUGCGGGAACUCACCAUAGCCGUAGAGCGCCUGAUCGUCGUCCCGGGAGUGGAGUACAAUCCACAGGUCUUGCUGACCAUGUUCCUGAGAUGUCUUCCCACAGACAUUAGGAACUUAUUAGCCAGCGAGGCUCGACGCGAGUAUCACACAUUUGAGUCAUUCAGCAAGAAGGCCCUAGACUUAGAGGUUACGCUGGGUGGAGCUCAAACCCCUUCUACGGAUGGGAGAAAGAAGAAGACUCCACAAGAAUGGAAGAAGAAGGGUAGUCGAUUCAUGAUGGUUGAUUACGAUGGGAAUCAAACCGAGAUCGAUGAUGUUUUCGAUCUUGUGGAGGGUUCAGAGUUUGACGGCGAGGAGAGUGCUGAGGGUAGCAACCUCGCCGCCGUAGUUAAGACUAAGGCAGCUGGCCGUGGCAAGGGCAGUCAACAAAGGAGUCAGGGGCAGGCCGCUAACCCAAACAAAAUAGCUGCUUGGGUGAGAGCAGGUCUGGAUCAAGAAGUGUGGCGGGAUCGUUCGUCUCGUGGUGCUUGUAUUAACUGUGUCUGCACCUUCUCCUACCCAGGAGGAGAGAUAAACCAUAAGAUAUCAUUCCUGGUGAGCGACGAGUUGCCCUUUGAUAUGUUAUUGGGCAUGUACUACCUCGAGGUUGCUAAGCCCCAAUUUGAUUGGGACAAGAAGGUGUUAAAGCACGAGUUACCUAGUGGGAGAACCGUGAGACUGGCCAAGUACAAAGCCAGUAGGAGUGGGAACACUGGAUCCUAUCAAGAGGUGAAACUGAUGAGAUGGCAUUGGGAACACCUCCGGAUACGUGGGAACACUGGAUCCUAUCAGGAGGUGAAACAGGAUCCAGGCAUUAGGACAGUGGGAACACCUCUUGAUACGUGGGAACACUCGAUCCUAUCAGGAGGUGAAACUGAUGAGAUGGCAUUGCGGGCACGCUGCACAGAUGCAGGUUUGUCUGGGCCCCUGAAAGUGUUGAAGAACAACAUGUUGUCACUGCACGCGCACGUAGACAGCAGGUUGGACUUCAUGCAUAGCACUUUGGACCAGAUCCUGGAUGCAUUGACAAAGCAAGGAUUCCGGUCACCAGCACAAUCGUCGUUGCCGUUAACGGCGAUGUCAGGCCCCUUUCCCGUACAAGUUGGCACCCAGCCAAGUGGUACGUCUGCAGCAGUCUCACAGACUGUUGCAUCUUCUUCUUCGGGUCCAGCGGUGAUUGCUACAUCACCACAACAACCUGUUCAGCAAUCUGGACAGCCACAAGGUCAAUGGUAUCCCAAGACCCCAAUGAAACCGCCUCUUGCCUUCUCAGGCGAGAGAAAGGACGAGGAGUUCAACACAGGGUUGAGGAUGGUCCCGAUUUGGGUGAAGGCCAAAAGGACCUUGCCAGAGGAUGAAGUGGUAACUGCGGCAUCUUACCUAGAGGGUAAGGCAGCCAAAUGGUUAGAUGGUGUAGUUGUGAAGGUCGGGUACGGGCGAUGCAUGGCGGAUUGGGCUAAGUCUUUGACUUUAGACCAAUUCAUGGAAAUGGUAGAAGCUCGAUGGCAUAAUCCACAGGAGGCGCAAAGAGCCACUGAUGCCAUUAACAAACUGGACCAACGCAAGUUCAGGUCAGUUAGGGAGCUUACGACUACUGUUGAGAGCUUGAUCCUCGUCCCAGGUAUCAACUACAGCGACCAGUUCCUGUUAACAACGUUUGUUAGAUGUCUCCCUGAGAACAUCAGGAACUUACUAGCCAGUGAGGCAGGCACCGAGUACCACUCAUUUGAGACAUUGUCUAGGAAGGCUUUAGAUUUGGAAGCCACGCUAGGCAAUGCUCAACCCACCUCAGGGAAUGACUCAAAGAAGAAGAAGAGUCCUCAGGAGUGGAAGAAGAAGGGGGCUAAGUUGAUGAUGGUUGAGUCCGAUGGGACUCAGACUGAGAUUGACAAACUCUCUGACCUGAUGGACUACUCAGAGUAUGACGACGAGGAGGUAGUUGAGGGUGGCACCCUCGCCGCGGUAGUAAAGACUAAGGCAGGUGGCCGAGGGAAAGGCCAACCUAGGAGUCAAGGGAAGACCGCCUCCAAUCAGACCAAACAGGCUGAGUGGUUUAAGGCAGGUCUUGAUCAAGACGUGUGGCGUGACCGCCGAAUGCGUGGCGCUUGUAUCAACUGCGGAGAAUACGGACACACGCAGUGGAAAUGUCAGAACGCUAAGGUUACGCAAAAGAUUGCUCCACAGAUGGGGGCAUCUUAUUCCCAGGCUUCUAGCUCGGGAAACGCGUCAUUCUUAGGAAUGUGCGGCUACUAUAGGAACUUCGUAAAGAACUAUUCUACAGUCGCCUCUCCUUUGACUGAUCUAACUCGACUUGACACACCGUGGGACUGGAGUGAUGAGUGCACGGGUGCUUUCAAGAGACUGAAGCAUGCACUCAUGAAUCAUGAAGUUCUCAUGGUUCCCGAUCCGCAGAAGCCAUUCAUAGUGACCACUGACGCAAGCCAAUACGGCAUUGGCGCAGUGCUGGCUCAGCAGGAUGGGAAGAAGUUGAGACCGAUUGACUACAUGAGUAAGAAGAUGCCAUCGAAGAAGUUGGCUAAGUCCACCUACGAAAGGGAACUCUAUGCUCUCUACAAGGCACUUGUCCAUUGGAGACACUUCCUUUUGGGAAGGUUCUUCUAUCUGAGGACUGAUCAUCAGACCCUCAAAUGGAUCAAGACUCAACCGACUCUUUCUUAUGCACUCAAGCGAUGGAUUGAGGUCAUAGACCAAUAUGACUUCAAGCUUGAGUACCUGAAGGGAGAGUACAACAAGGUUGUAGACGCGCUAUCCCGUAGAGCAGACUACCUAGGUGCGCUAGUUUCUGAAUUUGGUGUAUCUAAUGAAGUAACUCAAUCAUUGGUGGGAGCCUAUCAGGAAGACCCUGUCACGAUGGACAUCAUCCGCAAACUUCAGGCAAAAGACAAGGCCACAGAAAGUGAGUUUGUGAUGGUGGAUGGGCUAAUCUAUCUUGAUAAGGCCGGAGAUCAAGAUCGGGAUCAAGGAGGAGGGGGGUUCUGGAGGGAGAAGGGGAGCGAGGAUGGAGGUUGGGACCGGGAUCGGUGUGCUCGUUCGGGAUGACCAGGGUCAGUUCUUACCUUCGGGGUUGUUCCCCUUCCUUCACCGGGGAAGAUCCCCGAGGCCCCAAAGGAG
Molecule: messenger RNA, 3319 nt
Organism: Chara braunii
Lineage: Eukaryota; Viridiplantae; Streptophyta; Charophyceae; Charales; Characeae
Source: the annotation of a GenBank genome assembly